AUGGUCACUGGUAAUUUAUUUGCUGAUAUGAUCGUAGAUGGACAAUCCAGUAUCAAUCAACGUGCGUCCAAGAUGCUACAAACUGAUUUGCAUGUUGGUGUUGACUGGAAUGAUGUACAAACUAUCGGAGAGUUUCAAACAUUGACACUAUCGAAAUGGAUACGAGAUGAUCCAAGAGCAAGAAACUUAACCAAAUCAGAACGACGAGAGAUACUGCAACAGUAUGCUUUAGAAUUAGCUCCAAACUCAACAUCUGAAAAUAAAAAUAGGUAUGCAGAUACAGUGAUUUGGGCUGAUGUUACAAUUAAACCAGUGUAA
This is a messenger RNA of Adineta ricciae, 318 nucleotides long. The record is from the annotation of a GenBank genome assembly. Lineage: Eukaryota; Metazoa; Rotifera; Eurotatoria; Adinetida; Adinetidae.